Molecule: messenger RNA, 442 nt
Organism: Salarias fasciatus (jewelled blenny)
Lineage: Eukaryota; Metazoa; Chordata; Actinopteri; Blenniiformes; Blenniidae
Product: protachykinin-like
Exons: 5
Coding region: 134-442 (102 amino acids)
Biological process (GO): tachykinin receptor signaling pathway
Source: RefSeq, a predicted model, not a curated record
CCAUCAGCGUUUAAAAUUAUCCAGCAGAGAGGUGCGGAGUACCCGCACAAGCACACAUUUCUCAUCGGCAGUAAGUCCAGGUCAGAGAGAGCGUCCGGAGCGUUUUGGGUGAAGUUACGCGCGCUCCGCAGCGAUGGAGAUGAUUAAACUUGUCUUAAUAUUUCUGCUGCUUUUGACAAACAUCUUCUGUCGAGAGAUGGACGCUGACAACUGGAAUGAAAAGACUGAAGAGAUGAAAUGGCCAGACGUGGGUUUCAUUGAAGACGUAUUAGUGAGACUGACCAGAAAACCUGGACCUCGACAGUACUUCGGACUUAUGGGCAAAAAAGACACUGGGAAAGCACAGAGAGCGCGUAAAAGACACAAAUUUCAAACAUUUGUUGGUCUGAUGGGCAAAAGGAGCUUUGAGGAUCAAGGAACAACGUUCACCACAGAGGACUGA